AUGAAGUAUACAGAGAUUACGCAUCCGAGCCACCCACACGAUUUGGUUCUUGGAUCUGCUGAAGAACCCUACCAGUGCGACGGAUGCAAAGAAGUGGGGUUUGGGCCAUGUUUCAAGUGCGGACAGUGCAAUUUCAAUCUUCACGAGGAGUGUGCCAUGCCUGAACCCUCCGCCUUCCACCCCUUUUUCAGUAAGUGCGACUUCAGAUUCUACGAAAACGCGCCAGGAUCUAGCGAUAGAUUUUACGAUGCUUGUGGGAAAGAUGUGCGAGGGUUUGUGUACCAAUGCUCACACGAGCAUGACCUACACCCGUGUUGCAUGAAGCUUCAACGUACCUUAAUUGGUGACGGGGUGAAACUACACCUCAGCGACAAGGUGUCAACCAGGUGCCUAAAAUGUGGAAGCAAGGAAAUAUCCAAGGGUUUCAGGGGCUGGUCCUAUGAAUCGAGUUGUGGGCAAUAUCGCUACCAUGUGGCGUGUGUGAAGGACUUGGUUCUUGAGAAUUGGCGGAGGGGUUAUUUUGAUGAUGGACAUAACACGAUGGCGCUGCAGAUUAUGGUUCGAAACGAAGAUAUUGUACAACAGACGGGAGGAAGCUCAUCAAGCAGAAUGAAGGUUAGUAAGUAUUGGAGGAUGGCAAAAGUGGCUCUCACGCUCAUUAUUUCAGCCGUCUUUGGGGAUCCAACUACCGUGGUUGCUACUUUUAUCGCGUCGUUGCUUUCAAGCUAG
Molecule: messenger RNA, 729 nt
Organism: Alnus glutinosa
Lineage: Eukaryota; Viridiplantae; Streptophyta; Magnoliopsida; Fagales; Betulaceae
Exons: 1
Coding region: 1-729 (242 amino acids)
Source: RefSeq, a predicted model, not a curated record